ACUCUCUCUCUCUUUGGACCUGCUGCUGCUGCUUUCGAGAAGAUCUGGGUAAGGAGGGGCAGAGGUGUCUUUCGCAUUCUCCCUCUCCGGCGUCUUCCAAAAGGGUGCCUGGAUGCCGGAUGGAGUAAGGGAGCCAAGGCACAGCAGCCACUCUCUGAAAUUGGAGAUUACGGAGGCAGAGACGGCACGAGAAAAUGGAUCCUAUCCCCCAACUCUUCAGCGUUUUGACUUUGCUGCUGUUCAGCUUCUGGCAUCUUGGAUUAGCGGCUACCAACUAUAAUUGUGAGGAGCCACUGGUAUUCUCGUUACCUGCGACAUCCUUUGACAGCUCCUCUGAGCUCUCCAGCAGUCACAGCCCCAUCUUUGCAAAGCUCAUCAGACGGGAUGGAGCUGGUGGCUGGUCCCCAUUGGAUUCUAGCAGGGAACAAUGGCUCCAGAUCGAUUUAGGGGACAGAGUGGAAAUUACAGGUGUUGCUACUCAAGGAAGGUACGGAAGCUCAGACUGGACAACAAGCUACAGUCUAAUGUUCAGCGAUACAGGUCGCAACUGGAGGCAGUACAGAGAAGAAGACAUCAUCUCGGUCUUCCAAGGGAAUACCAAUGCUGACAGUGUCAUGCAGCAUAAGUUUCUGCACUCAGUGAAAGCUCGCUUUGUGCGCUUCAUUCCUUUGAAAUGGAGUCCAAGUGGGAAAAUUGGCCUGCGGGUUGAAGUUUUUGGGUGUACAUACAAAUCGGAUAUUGCCGACUUUGAUGGGAGGAGCUCCCUCCUUUACAGGUUCAACCAAAAACUGAUGAGCACCUUCAAAGAUGUUGUUUCCCUGAAGUUCAAGAGCAUGCAGGGAGAUGGGGUCCUAUUUCAUGGAGAAGGGCAGCGUGGAGAUUAUAUUACAUUGGAGCUGCAGAAAGGGAAGCUUUCUUUGCACAUCAACCUGGGAGAUGCCAAGCUGCGUUUCAGCAACAGUCACACGUCCGUCACCUUGGGCAGCCUCCUGGAUGACCAACACUGGCACUCGGUCCUCAUUGAGCGAUUUAAUAAGCAGGUGAACUUCACCGUGGACAAGUAUAUGCAGCAUUUCCGAACCAAGGGAGAUUCGGAUGACUUGAACAUUGAUUAUGAGCUCAGUUUUGGAGGAAUCCCAGUCCCAGGCAAACCAGGAACUUUUCUGAAGAAAAAUUUCCAUGGCUGCAUUGAGAACCUUUAUUACAAUGGAGUCAAUAUCAUUGACCUGGCAAAAAGACGAAAGCCACAGAUCUACAUCGUGGGUAAUGUGACUUUUGCCUGCUCAGAACCACAAAUCACUCCCAUCACCUUUGACAGCUCCAACAACAGUUACUUGCUGUUACCAGGCACUCCCCAGCUUGAUGGCUUGUCAGUUAGCUUCCAGUUUCGGACGUGGAACAAGGAUGGUUUGCUGCUAUCCACGGAGCUGUCAGAAGAUUCCGGUUUACUCUUGUUAUACCUCCAGCAUGGAAGGAUGUCGCUCAUCAUCCAGAAAGGAACAGAGAAAUAUGUAGGCGUUAGUGCAGGCAGCAAUCUGUAUGAUGGUCUGUGGCAUGCAGUUAACAUCAAUGCUAGAAGACAUCGCAUCACCCUAACUCUCGAUAAUGAUGUAGCAUCUACAGUUCAUGCAACCACUGUUUCACAGAUUUAUUCAGGGCACAGCUACUAUUUUGGAGGGUGCCCUGACAAUUUUACCGAUUCAAAAUGUUUAAAUCCCAUUACGGCUUUUCAAGGCUGCAUGAGACUCAUCUUUAUUGAUAACCAGCCCAAGGACCUCAUCUUAGUUCAGCAAGGUUCCCUGGGGAAUUUUAGUGAUUUGCGCAUUGAUCUCUGUGGCAUCAAAGACAGGUGUCUACCAGACUACUGUGAACAUGGAGGAGAAUGCUCCCAAUCCUGGACAACGUUCCAUUGCGAUUGCGGUGAAACUGGCUAUACAGGAACAACCUGUCAUAAUUCUAUUUAUGAGAAGUCAUGUGAAGCCUAUCGGCACCAAGGGAAAACAUCUGGUUUCUUCCACAUUGAUUCUGAUGCAAGUGGUCCACUUCCACCGCUUUUUGUCUACUGCAAUAUAACUGAAGAUAAGAUCUGGACUGUAGUCCAGCACAACAAUACUGAGCUGACUCGAGUCCGCGGGGCAGAUCCGGAGAAACCAUAUGCCAUGAGCUUCAACUACAACAGCAGCAUGGAGCAGCUGGAGGCAAUGAUAAAUAGUGCCGAAUACUGUGAACAGGAGACGGCUUACCACUGCAAAAAGUCACGUCUGCUCAACACUCCAAAUGGAAUGCCAUUUGUUUGGUGGGUUGGUCGAGCCAAUGAGAAGCAUCCUUACUGGGGAGGGUCUCCUCCUGGAGCCCAGCGCUGUGCAUGUGGACUGGAGGAAAGCUGCCUGGAUCUGAGAUACUUCUGUAACUGUGAUGCAGAUAAGGACGAAUGGACCAAUGAUACUGGCUUCCUUUCCUUCAAAGAACACUUGCCUGUGAACCAGAUUGUUGUCACCGACACAAAUAGACCUAAUUCUGAAGCCGUGUGGAGAAUUGGCCCUUUGCGUUGCUAUGGAGAUAGACAGUUCUGGAAUGCAGCCUCUUUCAAUACUGAGGCAUCCUACCUUCUGUUCCCCACCUUCCACGCAGAAUUCAGUGCAGACAUUUCCUUCUUCUUCAAGACGACAGCUGUGUCUGGGGUCUUCUUGGAAAAUCUGGGGAUGAAAGACUUUAUCCGAGUUGAAAUAAGCUCUCCUAAGGAGAUUACCUUCACAGUAGAUGUUGGAAAUGGUCCAGUAGACGUCACCGUCCAGUCUCCUGCAGCCCUGAAUGACAACCAGUGGCAUUAUGUACACGCUGAACGGAAUCUCAAGGAAACGUCUCUUCGGGUGGAUAACUUUCCAAAGAAGAUUCUGGAGGCCCCAGCUGAAGGACAUUUCCGAUUGCAGCUCAAUAGUCAGCUAUUUGUAGGAGCAACUGCUUCCAGACAGAAGGGUUUUGUGGGGUGUAUUCGUUCUCUUCACCUAAAUGGGCAGAAACUUGAUCUUGAAGAGAGGGCCAAAGUCACCCCUGGUGUGAAACCUGGAUGCCCUGGGCAUUGCAGCAGUUAUGGUAACCUUUGCCAAAAUGGAGGUAAAUGUGUCGAGAAGUUAAAUGGUUACCUGUGUGACUGCACCAGCUCUCCAUACGAAGGACCAUUCUGCAGAGAAGAGGUCUCUGCACUUUUUGAAGCUGGCACUUCCAUUACCUACAUUUUCCAGGAGCCUUAUCCUGUGACCAAAAAUGCAAGUACUACAUCCUCAGCCAUAUAUGCAGAUACUUCGACGUCAAAAGAAAACAUUGCCUUUACGUUCCUGACAACACAUGCUCCAAGCCUCCUGUUCUACAUCAAUGCUUCCUCUCAUGACUAUUUGGCUGUUAUUCUCUCCAAGAAUGGAAGCUUGCAAGUCCGAUACAGACUGAGUAAGGACAGAUCCCUUAUAUUCACUAUUGAUUCUGGAAACUUUGCUAACCGAGAACUACACCAUGUGAAGAUAAAUAGAGAUGGAAGAGAGCUGACUAUUCAGAUUGACCAGGUUCUCAAAGUCAAGCACAACUUUUCCUCGGAGGCUGAUUUCAGAGCCAUCAAAUCUCUGACCUUGGGGAAAGUCACAGAUAGUCAGGGACUAGAUCCAGAAGUCUCCAAAGCAAACUCCUUUGGGUUCAUAGGAUGCAUGUCAUCUGUCCAGUACAACAACAUAGCUCCCCUGAAAGCUGCUUUACGGCAUCCCAGCAUAGCACCUGUGACAGUCGUUGGUUCCUUGUCCGAAUCAAACUGUAGAUCUUUGGUUGAAGUCGAUGUAAAUACAGCAACUACGAUAUACUCUUCAUCAGAUCCAUUUGGGAAGGCAGAUGAGAGAGAGCCACUCACCAAUGCUGUCAGGAGUGAUUCAGCUGUCAUUGGAGGUGUUAUAGCAGUUGUGAUCUUCAUCAUCUUUUGCAUUGUGGCUAUUAUGAGCAGAUUCCUUUACCAGCACAAACAGACACAUCGGAGCAGCCAGACAAAGGAAAAGGAAUAUCCAGAGCACCUUGACAGUUCUUUUAAGACUGAUGUUGACUUGCAGAACACAGUGAGCGAGUGCAAACGAGAAUAUUUCAUCUGACAGACUCUUCAGCUCCAUGUUACACUUUGGCAUUUCUUUGAUUAUGAUGGUUAUUAUUAUUAUUAUUAUUA
This is a messenger RNA of Lacerta agilis (Sand lizard), 4195 nucleotides long. It is a transcript of the gene CNTNAP5, whose product is annotated as contactin associated protein family member 5. NCBI's taxonomy places the organism in Eukaryota, Metazoa, Chordata, Lepidosauria, Squamata, Lacertidae. The record is from RefSeq and is a predicted model, not a curated record. The transcript has 24 exons. Gene Ontology annotation, molecular function: calcium ion binding. Bases 195 to 4124 code for a protein of 1309 amino acids.